CGAGAAAAACAACGCAAAAAUAAAAAUUGAAGGAAAAAAUUGAAAAACUCCCAAAAAACUCAAAUUAAAAGGAUAAAAAGUGCGAAAAAGUCUCUUCAACGAUGGGAGCCGUACUUGGAUUAUGUUCAGCUGCUCAACUCGCUUGUUGUUGCACAGGCACUGCCUGCAGCUUAUGUUGCUCCGCGUGCCCCUCAUGUCGUAACUCGACCUCGUCUCGUCUCAUGUACGCCAUCAUGUUGAUCGUUACAGCUGUUUUGGGAGCAAUCGCUUUAACGCCAGGACUCGCGGAUUUCCUGCGAAAAGUUCCGUUUUGCGCAAAUUCGACUUCUGUCGCAAAAUACGCCGUUCCCGAUGUCGAUUGUACUUACGCAAUUGGUUACAUGGCGGUUUAUCGUCUUUGUUUUGCGCUCGUUUGCUUCUUCAUGUGCAUGUCGAUCAUCACAAUUGGCGUUCGUUCGUCCCGUGAUCCUCGAGCGCCCAUCCAAAACGGCUUCUGGGGCUUGAAAUAUUUAAUCGUGGGCGGAAUUACGAUUGGCGCGAUGUUUAUUCCGCAAGAAAAUUUCGGCACGGCUUGGAUGUGGAUCGGAAUGCUCGGAGGACUUGGAUUUAUUUUGGUGCAAUUGGUGUUGAUCGUUGAUUUUGCGCACAAUUGGGCUGAAGCAUGGGUUACGAAUUAUGAGGAGACCGAAUCGCGUGGUUGGUGGUGUGCUUUGUUGUCGGCAACGGGCAUCCAGUAUGUCGUUUCGUUCACGGGAAUCGUUCUUUUGUUCGUUUAUUACACGAAAUCCGAGGCUUGUGGCUUGAAUAAGUUCUUCAUCAGUUUUAAUAUGCUCUUGUGCAUUGCCGUGAGCAUUUUGUCCGUAUUGAAUCCCAUUCAGGAACGUCUCCCGAAAUCCGGAUUGCUUCAAAGCUCUUGUGUAACGUUGUACACAAUGUACUUGACAUGGUCUGCCAUCGCCAAUAAUCCAGAUCACAACUGCAACCCCGGAAUGAUCCCAAUUCACGAUCAAAACACUCGCGUAACCUUCGACAAAACUGCCAUUGUUGGUUUGUGCAUCUGGAUGGCUUGCAUCUUCUAUUCCUCGUUGCGUUCUGCCUCCCAAGCUGCCCGAAUUGUAACUUCUGACUCGAGCGAAAUGAAAGUCUUGACAGAAAACUUGGGAAGUGGCGAUGCCGAGUCCGGAGGUCGUAGCGGAAGUGCAAACGAAAAAGUUUGGGACAAUGAGGAAGAUGGCGUUGCUUAUUCUUGGUCAAUUUUCCAUUUUAUCUUCGCUUUGGCUACGUUGUAUGUCAUGAUGACGCUCACCAAUUGGUAUCAACCAAACUCAACAUUGGAGACUCUCAACUCGAACGCAGCUUCGAUGUGGGUUAAAAUUAUCUCCAGCUGGCUUUGCGUUUUGAUCUAUGGAUGGUCUCUUGUUGCCCCAAUCGUCCUCAGCGAUCGUGAAUUUGACUAAAAAUGCUCCUUUUUUGACUCAAUAUUCGCUUUUGGUGUCUAAAAUGGAAAAAUUUAAUUAAGACUACUCCAGUUUAAGGAUCAAAAAUUAUUAUUAUUACUAAGUAGAAGUACUUUACUUAUUUAAAAGUUCAGAAAUUAUUUUUGUGAAAUGGAAAAAUAACAGAAAAUUUGAUUUUUUCAAAAGGAAUGAAUGGAAAGGAUGUGAUUAAAAAUAGUUUUAAAUGAAAUAUUUACCUACCAAAUGACUCUUUGUGUUAAGUUAAGAUGAAAAAAGCUCCAUGCUAAUCUGAUUUUUUAAUUUUUUAUAUUAAGAAAUGUAUUCGUAGCUGAUUAUUUUGAAGCUAAAUUCACACUAAAUAUUUAGAGAAUUAAUAAACGAUCAAUUAAA
This is a messenger RNA of Culicoides brevitarsis, 1847 nucleotides long. It is a transcript of the gene TMS1, whose product is annotated as serine incorporator 1. NCBI's taxonomy places the organism in Eukaryota, Metazoa, Arthropoda, Insecta, Diptera, Ceratopogonidae. The transcript has 5 exons. Gene Ontology annotation, cellular component: membrane. The coding region runs from base 102 to 1457 and encodes 451 amino acids. The record is from RefSeq and is a predicted model, not a curated record.